UCCUUUUUGGUAAUGUCCACAGCAAAGCAGAUAAUAAUCAGCAGCGGGGCGAAAUGAUUUGCCUCAAUCCUCUUAUUGCACUAAACGUAAAUAUAGCUUCGUCAGACUCAUGUGAGAUGCCAUAUAGCUAGUCAUAUUGCUCACCGCGGCAGCUAACUAACCGUUGAAUCUGAAUUCUGGUGAGUAAUUACUGCUGGUUAGUUAGCUAACAUAUCAGCCUAACGUUAGCAUGCUAGCCAGCUGGUACGCUAUGCCUGAAUGUACGCUUUGUUGCUAGCUAAUGUAUUCGGAGCAUGGAAAUGUGUUCUGUAUAUUUUUAGGUAUCUACACAGCAAGCUUACUGGGAUCGGGGGUAUAUCAGUCACUCGUGCAGAUAGCUAGCUGCCUGUAUCAGCUAACUACUACUGUGUAGCCAACAACGUUAGCUAACUAAUCUCUGCCUGGCCUGCUGAAGACAAUGGGCUUGUUGCCAGAGAUGAUGUUGUUUUUUUCACCUUUAUUUAACCAUCAUUCUCUGUGUAUUGUAUAUUGUGUUGUUUCGUUUAUUGAGGGAUUCUUUGAUAUUAGUUAACAGCCCACAAGUAAUCUGUAUUGCGUUUAAUGGGUGCAAGACUUAAGUGUGGGAAUACCAUCAUAUGGGGACAGUUUGUCUUGCCAGGGACACUGAACACAGUAGUGAUGUGCAGGCAGAGAAGAACAUACAGUUGAAGUCGGAAGUUUACAUACACCUUAGCCAAAUACAUUUAAACUCAGUUUUUCACAAUUCCUGACAUUUAGUGUUAGUAAAAAUUCCCUGUCUUAGGUCAGUUAGGAUCACCACUUUAUUUUAAGAAUGUGAAAUGUCAGAAUAAUAGUAGAGAGUGAUUUAUUUAAGCUUUUAUUUCUUUCAUCACAUUCCCAGUGGGUCAGAAGUUUACAUACACUCAAUUAGUAUUUGGUAGCAUUGCCUUUAAAUUGUUUAACUUGGGUCGUUUCGGGUAGCCUUCCACAAGCUUCCUACAAUAAGUUGGGUGAAUUUUGGCCCAUUCUUCCUGACAGAGCUGGUGUAACUGAGUCAGGUUUGUAGGCCUCCUUGCUCGCACACGCUUUUUCAGUUCUGCCCACACAUUUAAUAUAGGAUUGAGGUCAGGGCUUUGUGAUGGCCACUCCAAUACCUUGACUUUAUUGUCCUUAAGCCAUUUUGCCACAACUUUGGAAGUAUGCUUGGGGUCAUUGUCCAUUUGGAAGACCCAUUUGCGACCAAGCUUUAACUUCCUGACUGAUGUCUUGAGAUGUUGCUUCAAUAUAUCCACAUAAUUUUCCUUUCUCAUGAUGCCAUCUAUUUUGUGAAGUGCACCAGUCCUUCCUACAGCAAAGCACCCCCACAGCAUGAUGCUGCCACCCCGUGCUUCACGGUUGGGAUGGUGUUCUUCGGCUUAUAAGCCACCCCCUUUUCCCUUAUACAUAACAAUGGUCAUUAUGGCCAAACCGUUCUAUUUUUGUUUCAUCAGACCAGAGGACAUUUCUCCAAAAAGUACGAUCUUUGUCCCCAUGUGCAGUUGCAAACCGUAUUCUGGCUUUUUUAUGGCGGUUUUGGAGCAGUGGCUUCUUCCUUGCUGAGCGGCCUUUCAGGUUAUGUCGAUAUAGGACUCGUUUUACUGUGGAUAUAGAUAAUUACUGUACCUGUUUCCUCCAGCAUCUUAACAAGGUCCUUUGCUGUUGUUCUGGAAUUGAUUUGGUGGUCCUCUGUAGCUCAGCUGGUAGAGCACGGCGCUUGUAACGCCAAGGUAGUGGGUUCGAUCCCCGGGACCACCCAUACACAAAAAAAUGUAUGCACGCAUGACUGUAAGUCGCUUUGGAUAAAAGCGUCUGCUAAAUGGCAUAUUAUUUGCACUUUUCGCACCAAAGUACGUUCAUCUCUAGGAGACAGAACGCGUCUCCUUCCUGAGCGGAAUGACGGCUGCGUGGUCCCAUGGUGUUUAUACUUGCGUAUUAUUGUUUGUACAGAUGAAUGUGGUUCCUUCAGGCGUUCGGAAAUUGCACCCAAGGAUGAACCAGACUUGUGGAUGUUUACAAUUAUUACUUGGCUGAUCUCUUUGAUUUUCCCAUGAUGUCAAGCAAAGAGGCACUGAGUUUGAAGGUAGACCUUGAAAUACAUAGUGUAUCUAAACUUCUGACCCACUGGAAUUGUGAUACAGUGAAAUAAUGUCUGUAAACAAUUGUUGGAAAAAUGACUUGUGUCAUGCACAAAGUAGAUGUCCUAACCGACUUGCCAAAACCAUAGUUUGUUAACAAGAUAUUUGUGGAGUGGUUGAAAAACGAGUUUUAAUGACUCCAAACUCUGUAUGUAAACUUCCGACUUCAACUGUACAUGUUUAGAACUGAUAAUUAAUCGCAUGGUGCAAGAAUGAAUGCAAUUAAUUGAUUAUUGAAUGUUAUGAUGGACACAGCUUUGUAGAACCAAAACAUACACAGCCUCUGCUCAACAAACUCGGAACUCGAGAACGAAUCGGUCCGCGAACGAUAUUGUGCGUAUUACGCUCACGGCAGUCAAGUAAUGCGUUCUGCCAAGUCGUUCACGAUUUAGUCCGGUCGCGGCCACAACUAGACCUUGUUUCAAAUGUACCAAGAAAUUAUCUUAUUUGUGUGCCUAGCAAUCAACAAAUGUACAUUCUUUAAACCACAGUUUUACAAGUCUGUCACAAAUGACAGCUCCAUUAAGCCCCUUAUUGUGAACGAGAGGCUUGCAGAAUCAUUACUAUUUCGACUUUUCAGUUUAUCUGACCCAAAUUAACUUCCCAUCAUUAGAACACUGUCCUCUGUCAAGUUAGCCGAUGAAGCUCAACUCCACGAUUUAUGAUGCAGUUGAGCAUCGACCAGAGUAUUUGAUCGGUUGGAAAUCCUGCUCAUGGAGUGGUGCUUGCGCACCGCUCAGGCGCUCCACGUCCUUUCCAACUGCUCCGCUAAAAACCUCUCCUUGCUCACAGAAAAUAAAAACUGCAGCUCCAUUCAUUAAAAUCACAAUUUAAUGAACACCCAUCUAUUAUUGUGACUACCUGGACCUACCAUUUUGUUUUUAAGUAUUGAAACCAAACCACUUGAUUUGAAUGAAAAGUAUUUGAAUAAACAUGAAAAGGUGAAUGUAAGAAGUUUGCAUCAUGUCAUACUAAACAGCAUAUAAACACCCUAAAUAGGUCAGGAGCCAGACAGGGAGCCUAAGAAGGAACUAAAAUGAAUUAUUUAGGCUAUAUUAUUUCAAUUAUUUCAAGGCUAUAGCCUACAAAGAAAUACAUUGUGAAACAUUUGCGAGUGCGACACAAUAGGCUGGUAGGGACAUAUAACCCUCAGCAUUUAAACACAAUGUUGUUGUAUUAAAUCAUUAUAGUCUAUAAAUUGAGCAUAUAGGCUGUGAAUUACUGAGAAUUAAAUACAAAUUAAAUGAAAAAUGACUUAUUAGUGCUUUAGAAUUCAUUUUUAGAAUUCAUUCUUAGAAACAUGAGUUUGGCCAGUCUGUGACUUUAGGCUCAUGCGAUGUUGCCUGGAGAGCCGGCCAGCAGCAGAGAAUAUCCUCUCCACACUUGCAGAGCCACUGGGGAUGCUAAACACCCUUUUGGCCACUCUUGCCAGGCUGGGCAGAGAUGCAGAGUUGUUGUUUUUAUUUUUCUAUAGGUUGGCCUAAAGGUUUUUAGGCAAAAUAAUCCAAUCAAAACGGAAAUCUCCUUGAACAUGGGAAUAUGCCAGGCCUAUUGGGCCAAAAUCAAUUAUGGCCUAUUGUAUAGAUAAUCGAACAAAAAUGAACGAAACGUUUAAGAAAUUUGAUUUUUUGUUUAUAAAUACUUUGCUACAAUGACACACUUAGUUAUCUACCCACCUCGAUCCUUUCUUUAGCAUGUGCACGUUCUAAGUACACCAUCAUGCUUUCGGGAUAUGUGUAUUUUCAGAUUCCACAAUGAAUAUUUAGUUGUGGACACUACAUCACGGCACUCCCUCUCUUGCUCUUGGUCCUCAUCUUUGUAAGUCAGCUUGAUUUUGCACAUGUGUGUUUUUAUCAAUUUUUUAAAGAAAAUAUUUAGCUAACUCCAUGACAGUAGCUAAAGCAAGGGGCUAUAGCAGCACACAAGUAGACUACAAAUGUAUGCUGGGCCGGGCAUGCCCUGAGCUGGUGAAGUGAGCGAAAUUGGAGCGGGCGAGAAGGCCGACGCUCCAGCCUUUGGGAAUCUGGCUCCGCUUUCCAGUCAAAUUGUCCACUCACAUACUCAGGCAUCGACUGGUGUGGAAGGACUGGAGCUCCAACGUAAAAAAUGACUGAUUUCAGCACCCAUUAAUUGCGGGCUGUUCUUUGGGUGCUGUAGUUUUUGAAGUCGAAGCUCCAGUCCGCCCACACUAAUUGCUGCUCAACUCCAUCAUAAAUCGCAGAGUUAAGUUUAGACGGCUACUGCCAAAUAUACUGAACAAAAAUUAAAUUGUAUCGUGGAAGUUCAGCGUUAUAGUGUGAUUGAAAUUUAAAGGCAAUUUUCCUGCGUUAGCGGAGACUACAUUCAUGGUAAACGCUGCAUAUGAAGGCUCAAUCUAAAAUUAGGCCUACCUUUACAUUUCUAUCGCACAAUCUAACGCUUCAGUGAUACAGAUUGAAUGUCAAGUUCAAGUCUUAAUACUGUAUCAGUCACAUUUGUGAAUCUCUGCACAUAAUUCUGUUUAUAAACUGAACAAAAAUAUAAACGCAACAUGUAAAGUGUUGGUCCAAUGUUUCAUGAGCUGAAAUAAAAGAUCCCUGAAAUUUUCCAAACGCACAAAAAGCUUAUUUCUCUAAAGUUAUGGGCACAUUUGUUUACAUCCCUGUUAGUGAGCAUUUUAUCCUUUCUCAAGAUAAUCCAUCCACCUGACUGGUGUGGCAUAUCAAGAAGCUGAUUAAACAGCAUGAUCAUUACACAGGUGCACCUUGUGCUGGGGACAAUAAAAGGCCACUCUAAAAUGUGCAGUUUUGUCACACAACACAAUGUCAGAGAUGUUUUGAGGGAGUGUGCAAUUUGCAUGCUGACUGCAGGAAUGUCCACCAGAGAAUGUUCAUUUCUCUACCAUAAGCCAACGUCGUUUUAGAGAAUUUGGCAGUACGUCCAUGUCUGUAAUACAGCCCUUUUGUAGGGGAAAAACUCAUUCUGAGCCUUUGCCCAGUCAUGUGAAAUCCAUAGAUUAGGGCCUAAUGAAUUUAUUUCAAUUGACUGGUUUCCUUACAUGAACUGCAACUCAGCAAAAUCUUUGAAAUUGUUGCGUUUAUAUUUUUGUUAAGUAUAGAUGGGCUGCUGCGUUUUUGGGCUGUCUUUUUUUCCCCUUUUGACACACAGCCCAACCCAAAAGAAUGUAAUGGAUUGUUGCUCUGUUCUCAAAACAGAAGCAAGCAAGUCUAGUUCAAGUUGCUCUUUACCCCAUAUGUGACAACGCUUGUAUUCCACAAUGGAAUAAUGGAGGGUGUGGCUCUCAUGAUUAAGCAACUGUUUCUGUUACUUUGUCUGUCGUCAAUAUUAGCUUGACACACACAGUUUCUGUACUUGAGGGAUAUAGGUAAAUAAGUUCAAGUCUGACUAUGUGUACUGUAGGCUAGGCUAAGUCCUUUCUUAGGAGCACAUACAGUGAGGGAAUUAAGUAUUUGAUCCCCUGCUGAUUUUGUACGUUUGCCCACUGACAAAGACAUGAACAGUCUAUAAUUUUAAUGGUAGGUUUAUUUGAACAGUGAGAGACAGAAUAACAACAACAAAAUCCAGAAAAACGCAUAUCAAAAGUGUUAUAAAUUGAUUUGCAUUUUAAUGAGGGAAAUAAGUAUUUGACCCCUCUGCAAAACAUGACUUAGUACUUGGUGGCAAAACCCUUAUUGGCAAUCACAGAGGUCAGAUGUUUCUUGUAGUUGGCCACCAGGUUUGCACACAUCUCAGGAGGGAUUUUGUUCCACUCCUCUUUGCAGAUCUUCUCCAAGUCAUUAAGGUUUCGAGGCUGAUGUUUGGCAACUCGAACUUUCAGCUCCCUCCACAGAUUUUCUAUGGGAUUAAGGUCUGGAGACUGGCUAGGCCACUCCAGGACCUUAAUGUGCUUCUUCUUGAGCCACUCCUUUGUUGCCUUGGCCGUGUGUUUUGGGUCAUUGUCAUGCUGGAAUACCCAUCCACUACCCAUUUUCAAUGCCCUGGCUGAGGGAAGGAGGUUCUCACCCAAGAUUUGACGGUACAUGGCCCCGUCCAUCGUCCCUUUGAUGCAGUGAAGCUGUCCUGUCCCCUUAGCAGAAAAACACCCCCAAAGCAUAAUGUUUCCACCUCCAUGUUUGACGGUGGGGAUGGUGUUCUUGGGGUCAUAGGCAGCAUUCCUCCUCCAAACAUGGCGAGUUGAGUUGAUGCCAAAGACCUCGAUUUUGGUCUCAUCUGACCACAACACUUUCACUCAGUUCUCCUCUGAAUCAUUCAGAUGUUCAUUGGCAAACUUCAGACGGCCCUGUAUAUGUGCUUUCUUGAGCAGGGGGACCUUGCGGGCGCUGCAGGAUUUCAGUCCUUCACGGCAUAGUGUGUUACCAAUUGUUUUCUUGGUGACUAUGGUCCCAGCUGCCUUGAGAUCAUUGACAAGAUCCUCCCGUGAAGUUCUGGGCUGAUUCCUCACCGUUCUCAUGAUCAUUGCAACUCCACGAGGUGAGAUCUUGCAUGGAGCCCCAGGCCGAGGGAGAUUGACAGUUAUUUUGUGUUUCUUCCAUUUGCGAAUAAUCACACCAACUGUUGUCACCUUCUCACCAAGCUGCUUGGCGAUGGUCUUGUAGCCCAUUCCAGCCUUGUGUAGGUCUACAAUCUUGUCCCUGACAUCCUUGGAGAGCUCUUUGGUCUUGGCCAUGGUGGAGAGUUUGGAAUCUGAUUGAUUGAUUUGCUUCUGUGGACAGGUGUCUUUUUUUAUACAGGGAACAAACUGAGAUUAGGAGCACUCCCUUUUAAGAGUGUGCUCCUAAUCUCAGCUCGUUACCUGUAUAAAAGACACCUGUGUGCCAGAAAUCUUUCUGAUUUAGAGGGGGUCAAAUACUUACUUCCCUCAUUAAAAUGCAAAUCAAUUUAUAACAUUUUUGACAUGCGUUUUUCUGGAUUUUUUGGUUGUUAUUCUGUCUCUCACUGUUCAAAUAAACCUACCAUUAAAAUUAUAGACUGAUCAUUUCUUUGUCAGUGGGCAAACGUACAAAAUCAGCAGGGGAUCAAAUACUUAAUUCCCUCACUGUAUGUUUCAGUGGAAAACUGUUUUUAGUGACCACAAUUUAACAACCAGACGGGAAGAGAAGGUGAAGUUUGUCUUGUAGCAGUGUAAAGUAUGUGCCUCUUUUGUCAGUGACUCGUGUUGAAGUCUUGCUUGGCUUUAUAGGGAACCAACAGUAUUUCUGAAAUGCUGAUUCAGUGGAAAUGGUGGAUGACUAGUUCUCUGUGUAAUGACACAGAGUUACAGUGUUUUCUCCUUCGUAAAAGUACCGGGUACUGACUGCUCACGUGAUAUGCAUUUCUCCCGUGACAGACUUAAUAAGGGCACAUGCAAGAUUUGGUUCUUGGAGUCAAGAUUAAUAUUUUGUUUGUUUUCUACAGUUUCAGAGUGAAGAGGAGAUGUCUAGCAGCACCCAGCUGAACAUCCGGCAGUGGACCACCAAGCACAUAGCCAAGUGGCUGAAGGACGAGGGCUUCUGCCACUAUGUAGACCUACUGUGCAACAAGCACCGUCUGGACGGCAUGUCCUUACUCACCCUCAGCGAGUACGACCUACGCUCUCCCCCAUUGGAGCUCAAGGUGCUGGGGGACAUCAAGAGGCUGAUGGUGUCCCUCCGCAAGCUGCAGAAACAAAACCUGGACAUCCUGGAGGAGCUGGGGGUCCCGUUCGACGGACACUCCCCUCAGGGCGGCGGAGGUGGUGGCGGCGGUGGGGACUGGCACUGCAAUGGAGACUCCAGUAGAGAGUGUGAUAACUCUAACACCGAUACUGCACCGGUUGGAGAGCAGUAUCAUCAGUAUACGAAUGGGAAGUACAAGCAUGGAGGGAGCAGGAGGCUGGACCCUGAGUACUGGAAGACGGUGCUUAGUGCCAUCUAUGUUGUGUUCGUGUUCGGAUUUACCUCCUUCGUCAUGGUGAUCGUGCACGAGAGGGUGCCGGACAUGCGCACCUACCCGCCCUUGCCAGACAUUUUCUUAGACAGGUGGGUUGCUGUUGGUCAUGCUGUUCCCCACAUCCUAUGCAAUGUAUAUGUAGACCUACUUGAGCUUGUGACUGUUCAGCAAACACCUCUGUUUCGAAUGUCAACAUAACUGAUGCUGUGGUGAUAACCGGUUACUAGGAACCAAACACAAGCAAACUGAACUAAACGGGGAGGGACUUACUUAGGCUACCUGAAUUUGUCCAAUAUAAACUUGUUUGUUUUUGCUAAACGUUUUGCAAUGGUGUCUAGUGUUUCGCCUAUAUUCAUUUAAGAGCAGUGCACUGUUGCCGCCAAUGCAAACAAAUACAUAAAAAAUUAAGGAAAUAUUUAUUUAUUCCGAGACGCGCUUUUAAGAUCAGAGUGACAAGUUACAACAAGUUACGUAUCUUCCUCAGUCUCAUCAGAUCGUCCAAGAAACCUCCAAGGUAACUAGCUAGCCAAUCCUAUUAAUAGAUGUAUGGAAUAAUUGCUAGCUAAGAUACAGUAACGUUACGCUAGCUAACUACGUUUUUGGGUUAAUAUUGAAUUGGCUGUUUUGUCAUUGAGAUCAAGAGAUAAAAUGUUACUGUCUUUGAUUUUCAGAUUAGUUUUAAAGUUAGAUAACAUAAUUACAUUUUAAUGCAUUUUGGAGUAGAAUAUCCUUUUUAAAAAGUCAUCAGUCGUUCAUAAAACAAAAUACGCCCAAUGGGGCAUGCCCCCGGACCAACCAGCUUGUUCUCACUGAGAGUGUAGUUUGACUUACUCAUGGUGUGAUAACGUGGCAGAUUACUGUUGGCAAGAUGAGUAAGCAGGAACUAGGCUAAAUGUAGCUCUCUAGGCUCCCUGUGUUUAUGAUCUGACUGGCAGGAUUACAGAUUGUCAUAGAGCCUAAUCUUGGUGCAAUCGAGAAGGCGGCUUGCCUUUUGCGUUAACCUCAUGCAGGUUUGUCAGGUGUGUUUUUCCAGUUGCACAAGUUUAGGCUUGCUGUUUGCAUAGAAAUCUACUAGGCUAUUUCAUUUUUCCAAUGAAGUAAUGUUGAUAGGGUAAUACUCCUCAUCAUCAUCAUAUUCAUAUUAUUAGUAUUAUUGGCUAUUAUUAUCUGUUAAUAGGCUAAAGUGACACUUCAUAAACAUUAGCCAAGCCUGGGAAAAUCAUCUAAAUGCACAAUACAAGGCAGUUUGCAUUAAGUAGAUUAGCCAAUAACCAUUUCUUUCUCUUAACAGUGUACCUAGAAUACCAUGGGCCUUUGCCAUGGCAGAGGCAUGUGGCGUGAUCCUGUGUAAUAUCUGGCUGCUAGUUCUGCUGCUGCACAAGCACAGGUAGAGUACUGACUACUGACUGGUCCAUAGGAAAACUUGUUCAUCACACAGAUAGCCUAAACAUUAUUUAAACUAGUAUCUAGAAUUUCUCUAUGAAAUUAAGAGAAUUGUGGAAUGUUUUACCUAGUCCAUAGUUUUUUUUACUUGUCCUUGGGAACACCCAGCCGUUCGAUGUAUUUGAAAUAUUCCAGAGCUAGCCCACCUCAUUCAAAUGAUCAACUAACUAUUAUGCUUUCGACUACUUGAAUCAGGUGAGUUAGUUCAGGGCUACAACAAAAUUGUGAAACUUCCGGGGGACAGAUUUGAAAACCACAGGUCUAGUUCAUGUGUAAUGUAUGCUCUGCUGAAGGUCUGUUCUGCUGCGGCGCCUGUGCAGCCUCAUGGGGACAGUGUUCAUGCUGCGUUGCAUCACCAUGUUCGUCACCUCCCUGUCAGUGCCAGGACAGCACCUGCAGUGCUCAGGAAAGGUACUACAGCUCCACACACAUCAGCAUUCCCUCCAGGUUGAGGAUGAUCUUUUCAUAACACGUGUCGCUUUUUAUAGUUACAAUCUAUGGGUAGCAAUUUUCUUUAGCAAUUUUCACUCUUCUCACGACAGGGUCAAAUCUCAAUAGUGACUCUUUCCUUCUCUUUCCCCCCCAGAUUUAUGGUGAUAUGUGGGCCAAACUGCAUCGAGCUCUGGCCAUCUGGAGUGGAUUUGGAAUGUCUCUCACAGGUGUCCACACAUGUGGUGACUACAUGUUCAGCGGUCACACAGUGGUCAUCACCAUGCUCAACUUCUUUGUGACAGAAUGUAAGUCUUCCAUAUCUUUUUACUGUUACUUUCACUGUCACCUGUUGCAGACAAUAAUUAUCCUUGACUGUAGUGGGAAGAACUUAUGUACGUCAUGUGUUGUCCCUUUGCUGCCCUCAUGUGUCCAUUAGCUGUAACUGCACAAAAGGCGUCAAGACCAGCCCACUGACAAUAUAAUAAUAUAUGCCAUUUAUUUACCUGACGCUUUUGUCCAAAGCGACUUAGUCAUGCAUGCAUACAUUUUCCGUAUGGGUGACCCCAGUGGGAAUCAAACCCACGAUCCUGGCGUUGCAAGUGUCACCCUCUACCAACUGAGCCACCGAUAACCACUGACAGAUUUAAACUGUUUUACAGCAGCAAGUGUGCUAACGAAAACCAGAAGGAGAGCACACAUACCACCUAUUUUAAAGUCCCCGCAUUGGUUGCCUGCUAGUUUUAGAGUUCAUUUAAAAAUGUUUUUAAAGCUUUUCAAAGCACUACGUGGCCUUGCACCCGAAUACGUGUCUGAUAUGCUUUUAAGAUAUGUGUCCAGUCGGUCCCUCAGAUCCUCUGGCACCGGCCUUUUAGUUCCAAAGGUUAGGCUGCCUUCAGCCAUUAUGGUUCUGGCCUUUGGAACAGCCUACCAGAGGGGAGGGGCCUCAGAAACUGUAGACAUUUUAAAAAAAAGAUCUUAAGACACCUUUUUAGCCAUACUUUUACAUAGUGUGCUUUUAGCCAUACUAUUUUAUCCCAUUCUAUACAUCUUAUUUAUUUUAAUUCUUUAGUCUCAUGUCCACUGUUAUUUUGUUUUACUAUUUGAAUUUCUCUCAUUUUAGAAAAUGUAUUAGGUUUUUAUCUUCUCAUCUUUUUUGUUUUAUUUGUUAAGCACUUUGAAAUGCAUCCUCUGUGAGAGAUGUGCUCUAUAAAUAAAGUUUGAUUGAUUUGAAAAUCGCAUACAGAUAAUGGAUCUACACUGAGACCAGAAUCAAUAAAGAUGUGUCAUUCAAUGCACUGUGAGGCAAUAGGGCUCUGGUCAAAAGUAGUGCGCAAUGUAUAGGGUGUCAUUUGGUACACAACCUGAGUUUAACAUGACAGAAAUUCAACAUUCUAACGCAUCAAUUUGCUGAUUUUACUUCAACAGACACACCGAGGGGUUGGAACUUCAUCCACACCUUAUCCUGGGUCCUUAACUUGUUUGGGAUCUUCUUUAUCCUGGCAGCCCAUGAACACUACUCCAUUGACGUCUUCAUAGCCUUCUACAUCACCACCAGGCUGUUCCUGUACUACCACACGCUGGCUAACACCAGGGCGUACCAGCAGAGUCGCAGGGCCCGCAUCUGGUUCCCCAUGUUCUCCUUCUUCGAAUGCAACGUCAACGGCCCCGUGCCCAACGAGUACGGCUGGCCCUUCUCUAAACCCGCCAUGAUCAGGAGGUUGAUUGGGUACUAGGUGGUAGAGGACACCGGUCCGCGAUGCAGCCACAAGGACAUUGAUCUCAUCUAAUAGACACUACUGUUGACUGAGCCCUGGCGUGCUAUUUUUGCUACUGCCCUCUGAAAGAAGUUGCUAACUGUGGUUAUGUGAUAUCGACUUCAUAUUCCAAUAUCUACAAGAGAACUGAGAUGGCUUGUGGGAUCCUAUUGGUGCCAUGGUGUGACCGGGUACAGACUGAGAGAGGGAUUAAAGGAAGGCUUGCGUCUAAAAUGGCACCCUAUUC
Coregonus sp. 'balchen' is the source of this 11957-nucleotide messenger RNA. The record is from the annotation of a GenBank genome assembly. NCBI's taxonomy places the organism in Eukaryota, Metazoa, Chordata, Actinopteri, Salmoniformes, Salmonidae.